This is a messenger RNA of Phasianus colchicus (ring-necked pheasant), 3110 nucleotides long. The record is from RefSeq and is a predicted model, not a curated record. Lineage: Eukaryota; Metazoa; Chordata; Aves; Galliformes; Phasianidae.
UUUGAAACACUUCACGUUUUCUCCAAAAAAAUCUGCAUUACAAUACUAAAUAUGACAUUUUCAACCAAAACUAUGACAUUUCCUCCCAGAAAUGACAGCUUUCUCCCAAAUAUGUGACAUUAGCUCCCAGUCAUAUGACAUUUUCUCCCAGAAAUACCAGUUUGUUCCACAAAAUAUGGCAUUUUCUCCCAGAAAUACACUUGUCUCCCCAAAUAUAUGUCAUUAUCUUCUUCCGGAAAUACCAGCUUUUUCCUUAAAAUAUGGCAUUUUCUACCCGAAAUACCAGCUUGCUCACAAAUACAUGACCUUUUCCCCCCAGAGAAAGUCAUUUUCUCCCAGACAUACCAGCUUUCUUAAAAAUGCCUCACAUCUCCUCCCAAAUGUACUACUUCACACUCCUCCAGAUGACUCUUAUUCCAACAAUUUGCCAUUUUAUCACAGAAAUACAAUUUUCUUCCCAAAGAUAUGACAUAUAAUGCAAGAAAUACCAUUCUGCUCCCAAAUACGUGACACUUUCUCUGUCAAUGCCAGUUUUCACGCAAAUACAUGACUUUUUCUUCCAGAAACACUCUUUUAAUCCCACAGAUGAUCCCAAAUGGUCCCACAUGGUCCCAAAAGACCAUGACAUUUUCUCUCAGUUUUACGAGUUUUUUCCUAAAAAUAUGGCAUUCUCAACCAGAAAUACCGGCUUUCUCAGAAAUAUAUGACGUUUUCCAACAAGAUAUGAUCUGAUCUCCCAGAAAUACCACUUUUCCUAGAAAUACCUUGCAUUUUCUUCCAAAUGUACUACUUUACAUUCCUCACUGUGACAUUUUCUCCCGCAUAUAUGACAUUUUCUCCCAGAAAUGCCAGUUGUUUUUCCCAAAACAUGGCAUUAUCUCCCAGAAAUAUCAGUUUCCUCCCAAAUAUAUGACUUCUUCUCCCAGAAAUAUUGGUUAUCUCCAAUAUAUAUGACGUUUUGUAGCAGAAAUGCCAGUUUUCAAUCCUUGCUGUGACAUUUUCUCCCAGAAAUACCAGCAUUUGCCCAAGUCCCCACACAGUGCCAAAGGGGCCGUUUGGGAGCCCCGCCGGCUGCAGUGGGGGUCCACGCCAUCAGCCCACUGCCAGGAGCCCAGGGAUGGGAUGGGCUGCUCUGUCACUCCACGUGCCGAACAGAACCCGACCCCAACCCCAGCACCACUGCAGCCCCAUUGCUGCCACAAGUGCUGCAGAGAUGCCUGGGUGCAGACGUGGCCUCUGGCUCUGCCUCGGUCCCGGUCCCUUGGGUCCGUAGGUCCCAGCACAGCCGUCCCACAUGGCUCGUCUGUUGUCUUGCAGGAGAAGCAGCUCAUCGCUCAGCUGGAAAAGCAGCUGCAGGCUGAGACGGAGCAGAUUGAGGUAGUGUGGAGGGGCGAAGGGAUCGGGGCUGCCUGGGGACCUGGAGGAGAGCUGCAGCAGGCACAGGCACUCACGCUUUUUUCUGCCAGGUGCUGUGCCAGGAAAAACAGUGCCUGCAAGAGGAACAUGAGGAGCUAGAGCUGGAGAGUGCCUGGUGAGUGGGACUAGGCAGCAGCGGCGCAGCGGGGCUGCCUGGGGAGUGGAUCUGCCCCACUCACGGGUACCGCCGCUAUAAAUGCCGUCCCGCGAUUUCCAUGGCUGUCUGUGCCGCUCCUGACACUGAGUGCAGCCGGACCCAGGGGCGGCAGAGGAGGAGGAGGCAGCUGAGAAGGAGGAGAAGGAGGAGAAGGAGGAUGCUGUGCGCCUUGGUGGCUGGGUCUCUGUGGCUGCGGGUGAGCCCGUGGGCGCAGGAUGCACCGUGCGAGGCGGUGCACAUCCCCAUGUGCCGCCCCAUGCCCUGGAACAUCACCUGUAUGCCCAACCACCUCCACCACAGCACGCAGGAGAAUGCUGUGUUGGCCAUCGAGCAGUACGAGGAGCUGGUGGGCACCGGCUGCAGCCCAGUGCUCCCCUUCCUCUGCACCAUGCACGCAUCCAUCUGCACGGCGGAGUUCUUCUACGACCCCAUCAAGCCCUGCCGCUCCGUCUGCCGGCGCGCCCGCGAUGGCUGCGAGCCCAUCAUGCGCCGCUACAAUCACAGCUGGCCCGGCCUGGCCUGUGACAACCUCCCCAUCUACAACCGCAGUGUCUGCAUCUUCCCCGAGGCUCACCCCCCGAGGGUGGGUGAGCGCCUGGCUGGGGGUGGCGGGGCAGCAGGGGGUGGCCCAUGACCUUGCAGCACCCUCCAACCCGACCCCCCCGACAGCCCCUCUGUUUGCAGAUGGGAAGUGGAUGGCCUUCACACAGGGCAUGCUGGUGCUGGACAGACCCCCACAGCCCGAGUGCAGGAGCCGCGGCCAGGGUGAGCCUGGGGGGCCUCCCCACCUCCCCUUCCUGCCCCACACCCCAUAACCGCUCCCCUUCUCUCCCCCUGAAGAGCGAUGCAGGUGCAAAAAGACUAAGUCUACGCUGUCGACCUACCUGGCCAAGAACUACAGCUACAGUAAGUGCUGCAGGCUUUGCCCUGCUCUAUUUCCCACCCCCAUGCUUGCCACCUCUCCAGGCCCCAUCUCCAAAUCACAGGUGUUGAGGCUUCUCCAUCCAACACUUUUCGUGGGCAGCAAUGACCAACACACAGAUGUUGGUCACCAUUUCCCACUUUUCUGGGAAGAGUGGAAUUUCGGUAGUGUAUGAUAGGAGCAACAGGUCACCCUGCAGGAAUAGCUCUUGCUGCUGCAAAGGGCUCUCCACUGAGUGCGGAUGAGUGUGGCCCGAUGCUGCUUGGCCAGUUCCCAUGCUUGUCCAGCAGCUGGAAUUAACAGAUUUAUUACCUAAAUAGAGCUUUUAAAUGUAUACAAAGCCACAGCGAGGUAAAAUUUUUUUAUUACUCAUGUAUAUGCUUCUACUUGCUAGCCGAAGCUUCAUCUUGUGGAGAAUUGUCACAGGUUAACUGAAUUCAGCGACAAUUUGCAGCAGCCAGGCGAGAAGUUGGCUGGUGGUUUUUGUGUUGCAUGACGCUGUGGCUGUACAAUUAAGAAUUCACUGCAUCCCUUGCCCUUCUAUCCCAUCCAUGGGCUUUCUGCUGCUGGGAGUCCAGAGAAACAGUAGUUAACAUUGGUUACAUACCAGCUUAA